GCCAAACUCCCUCCCCUUUAACAGGAGCGCUGCGCCCGGCUCAGGCUGCUGGAAAGCUCCGGGGAGUCGGGGCAUCCAUCCCCCUGCAGUAGCAGCAGCAGCAGUAGCAGCAUCAGCUGCUGCUGCAGCCUCCCCCUCCCCGCUUCUCGCGGCCCGAGCCGGCGGCGUGCGCCCGGUCUAGGGGCCAGCGGGCAGGCUGAACGGCUCGGAUGCGGAGGCGGGGAGGGGGCCGGCGUGGCUGAGCCGGUGACAGGCGAGCGGUAUUGCAGCAGCGGUGGGGGAGCUGGGGACGCCGCGCCGGGCUGCGGGGCGGCGUUGGCUCUUGCCUCGGCCAGCUCGUGCUCGGUGCCCGCUCUGCGGCCCCGGCGGGCGGCCGGGAUGAAGAGGGAGCGGGGGCGCCGGCGGUUGGGGGCUGUCAGCUCCAGCCGGGGCUGAAGGCACCCACCCCUAGCGGGGCUCCCUAGAGCGAGGGGGACUCAGAAAGAUAGCAGUCCGGCCAGAAGAAGGGAGGCGAAGUGCACCGAGCCCUCCUCCCGUAUCCAAGUCCUCGGGCCGAGCGGAGCCUCCCAGGCCAGCUGUGGGCAGCUCCCGGGGGCUCCGUGCCCUCUUAUUGCCUUUUCCCUGCCCCCGCCGUCGGGCAUUGCGCCCCAGUCCCUGCCAGGAUGAGGAGGUUGCGGCGUCUGGUGCACCUGGUUCUCUUCUGCCCACUCACCAAGGGCUUACAGAAUCGUCUACCUGGCAUCAAGGUGAAAUACCUCUUCUUGGCAUGGCUGGGCAUCUUUGUAGGCAGCUGGGUGGUGUACAUGCAUUACUCUUCAUACUCGGAACUCUGUCGAGGGCAUGUCUGUCAAAUGAUCAUUUGUGAUCAGUACAAGAAGGGGAUCAUCUCUGGUUCCGCCUGUUCCGACCUGUGUGAUGAGCACACCCUGGUGUUCCAGCAGUGUCUCUCUCCAUCUCCUACGAAGCAGGUAUACAGUGGGGUUUGGAAGGGGAAAGCGGUGAUCAUCAAAUGUGGCAUCACAGAGGCCUUGAAAGCUGAGAACAAUCCUGACACAGCCCCCCGAAGAGAACUGGUUCUGUUUGAUAAGCCAACAAGAGGCACAUCAAUGGACGAAUUCAGGGAGAUGCUUCUGAAUUUUCUCAAAGUUAACCUUGGAGAUCAGCCUUCUCUCACUGGCCUGGUUGGCCAGAUCAUCACCAUGGCGGAUGUCAACCAGGAUGGGAAAGUGUCUCUUGCAGAAGCCAAGUCCAUCUGGGCCCUGCUGCAACUCAAUGAGUUUCUACUCAUGCUCUCCCUGCAUGAGAAGGAGCAUACAUCCAAACUCCUAGGACACUGUGGAGAUCUAUACCUCACGGAGAAGAUCCCCCAUAGCUCCUUGUAUGGCACUGAGGUGCCUCCCUUUCUGAGGCCACUGCUGCCCUCUGCCAUCCACAGGAUCAUCCAGCAGUGGUUUGCACCAGCUUGGCCUCGAAGGGCCAAGAUCGCCAUUGGCCUCCUAGAGUUUGUAGAAGAGGUCUUUCAUGGCACCUAUGGGGUCUUCUACAUCUGCGAGACCAGUUCUGCCAACGUGGGCUACAAUGCCAAGUAUGACUUUAAGAUGGCUGACCUGGGGAAGGUGGCCCCUGAGGCAGCAGUCCGGGCCUUUCUCAAAGGCCGCCACUGUGAGCAGAACACUGACUGCACUUAUGGCCAGGACUGCAUGGCUCCAUGCGAUAGACUCAUGAAGCAGUGCAAGAGUGACCUGAUCCAACCUAACCUAGCUAAAGUAUGUGGGUUGCUGAAGGAUUACCUGCUGUCAGGCACUCCUGCAGACCUCAAGGAUGAGCUCCAAAAGGAGCUCCAAAUAUGUAUGACUCUGAGUGGCCUGGCCAGCCAGAUGGAGGUGCAUCAUUCAUUAGUGCUCAGUAACCUCAAGACCUUGCUCUGGAAAAAGAUAUCCAAUACCAAAUAUUCCUAAAGGGACAAGGGCUUCUUCUAGUCACAGCCCACCUCUGCUGUCCUUUGUGGGUAAAAUCUCAUUACAACAAAAGUUCUGUAGGACAAACAUUUCCACAUCCCAGUGGAGAGCCCACGGUAACACAGCUCUGUUGCUUGGGCUACAACAAAUUCUAUGCCACAAGUAGAUUAAGUGCUUUCUUUAAUGUCUAUCCACACCAUAGCUACUUUCUAGCAGGAAAGGUUUUGGUUUUCUACUGUUAGGAGAGAAGAGCCGAACUGUUCACUUUUCUUUUGUCCUGUUGUCCAAAUAGCAGUUGUCAUUUCUACAACCAUGGCAAGCAUCUAAUGAAACUCAUCCAAACUCCCCAAACACGAGUCGAAACAAAACAAGAGUUUGAGGAUCUAAAAGACCACAAAGGAAGGGAUGGGAUUUGUGAACUCAAGCACCACCACCCCAUCCUCUCCUUUCUGGUACUGAAUACAAAACAUUUGUCACUUGCUAGAGGUCAGCUUUCAUCUCCAGCUCCAGAAGACAUUGAUUUUUAACAAAAAUUGAAUAUAACAAAAAUAGUUAGGACCCCUUCCUGGCCCUACCCCUCCACAAAAAUUCAUUAUUUACCUGUCUCUGCUUUCCCCUCUUUUCCUUAGAGAAAACUCUCCACCAAUAGGAGGUUUUCAUAAGUUAUAACACCUUUUCAUCCAUGGAAAAAUGCACCUGUAAUCCUUACAAGAUUAUUGCCCUAAGCCCUUCAGACACCAAGGUCAAUGGUGUGAGAACUUGGCAACCAUAGCUAAAAAGGCUGGUGUAGGAAGUAGAAAUCAUCUGUGCAGAGGAAUUAGUCUUAACUGUGCAAUCUUUCCUCAUUAAGGAAGGAUCUGUAUUAGUAUAGACCAAGGGAAUCAUAAUGCUGUUUUUACAAAAAAAAUUUUUUUGUUGAAUAUCGAUGUAAAUAAAUAGCUUUUAUGUGACUGCCA
Trichosurus vulpecula (common brushtail) is the source of this 2914-nucleotide messenger RNA. RefSeq names its product divergent protein kinase domain 1B (gene DIPK1B). The record is from RefSeq and is a predicted model, not a curated record. The transcript is spliced from 5 exons. The coding region runs from base 663 to 1958 and encodes 431 amino acids. NCBI's taxonomy places the organism in Eukaryota, Metazoa, Chordata, Mammalia, Diprotodontia, Phalangeridae.